AUGUUCUAUUCACACAGCCAGGGACCCAACUGUUCCUCCAUCUUGUUCUCCAUUAAAGCCCCGUGCUAUAGCCAGUCACUGCUCCUCCAUGCCCAGCUCAACUCUGUGGCCAGUCACUGCUCCUCCAUGCCCAGCUCAACUCUGUGGCCAGGCACUGCUCCUUCAUUCCCAGCUCAACUCUGUGGCAAGUCACUGCUACUCCAUGCCCAGCUCAACUCUGUGGCCAGUCACUGCUCCUCCAUGCCCAGCUCAACUCUGUGGCCAGGCACUGCUCCUUCAUUCCCAGCUCAACUCUGUGGCCAGUCACUGCUACUCCAUGCCCAGCUCAACUCUGUGGCCAGUCACUGCUACUCCAUGCCCAGCUCAACUCUGUGGCCAGUCACUGCUCCUCCAUGCCCAGCUCAACUCUGUGGCCAGUCACUGCUCCUCCAUGCCCAGCUCAACUCUGUGGCCAGGCACUGCUCCUUCAUUCCCAGCUCAACUCUGUGGCCAGUCACUGCUACUCCAUGCCCAGCUCAACUCUGUGGCCAGUCACUGCUCCUCCAUGCCCAGCUCAACUCUGUGGCCAGGCACUGCUCCUUCAUUCCCAGCUCAACUCUGUGGCCAGUCACUGCUACUCCAUGCCCAGCUCAACUCUGUGGCCAGUCACUGCUCCUCCAUGCCCAGCUCAACUCUGUGGCCAGUCACUGCUCCUCCAUGCCCAGCUCAACUCUGUGGCCAGUCACUGCUCCUCCAUGCCCAGCUCAACUCUGUAGCCAGUCACUGCCCCUCCAUGCCCAGCUCAACUCUGUGGCCAGUCAAUGCCCCUCCAUGCCCAGCUCAACUCUGUGGACAGUCACUGCUCCUCCAUGCCCAGCUCAACUCUGUGGCCAGUCAAUGCCCCUCCAUGCCCAGCUCAACUCUGUGGCCAGUCACUGCUCCUUCAAGCCCAGCUCAACUCUCUGGCCAGUCACUGCUCCUUCAAGCCCAGCUCAACUCUGUGGCCAGUCACUGCUCCUUCAUGCCCAGCUCAACUCUGUGGCCAGUCACUGCCCCUCCAUGCCCAGCUCAACUCUGUGGCCAGUCACUGCUCCUCCAUGCCCAGCUCAACUCUGUGGCCAGUCACUGCUCCUUCAUGCCCAGCUCAACUCUGUGGCCAGUCACUGCCCCUCCAUGCCCAGCUCAACUCUGUGGCCAGUCACUGCUCCUCCAUGCCCAGCUCAACUCUGUGGCCAGUCACUGCAUGCCUCCAUGCCCAGCAUUCCCAGCUCAACUCUGUGGCCAGUCACUGCUCCUCCAUGCCCAGCUCAACUCUGUGGCCAGUCACUGCUCCUCCAUGCCCAGCUCAACUCUGUGGCCAGUCACUGCUCCUCCAUGCCCAGCUCAACUCUGUGGUCAGUCACUGCUCCUCCAUGCCCAGCUUCAACUCUGUGGCCAGUCACUGCUCCUCCAUGCCCAGCUCAACUCUGUGGCCAGUCACUGCUCCUCCAUGCCCAGCUCAACUCUGUGGUCAGUCACUGCUCCUCCAUGCCCAGCUUCAACUCUGUGGCCAGUCACUGCUCCUCCCCAUGCCCAGCUCAACUCUGUGGCCAGUCACUGCUCCUCCAUGCCCAGCUCAACUCUGUGGCCAGUCACUGCUCCUCCAUGCCCAGCUCAACUCUGUGGCCAGUCACUGCUCCUCCAUGCCCAGCUCAACUCUGUGGCCAGUCACUGCUCCUCCAUGCCCAGCUCAACUCUGUGGCCAGUCACUGCUCCUUCAUGCCCAGCUCAACUCUGUGGCCAGUCACUGCUCCUCCAUUUUGA
Molecule: messenger RNA, 1782 nt
Organism: Oncorhynchus tshawytscha (Chinook salmon)
Lineage: Eukaryota; Metazoa; Chordata; Actinopteri; Salmoniformes; Salmonidae
Exons: 1
Coding region: 1-1782 (593 amino acids)
Source: RefSeq, a predicted model, not a curated record